Malania oleifera is the source of this 1115-nucleotide messenger RNA. RefSeq names its product probable calcium-binding protein CML25. The transcript has a single exon. NCBI's taxonomy places the organism in Eukaryota, Viridiplantae, Streptophyta, Magnoliopsida, Santalales, Ximeniaceae. Gene Ontology annotation, molecular function: enzyme regulator activity; calcium ion binding. Bases 319 to 891 code for a protein of 190 amino acids. The record is from RefSeq and is a predicted model, not a curated record.
ACGGCCAGUACCCAAUCACGCCGUGCAGGCGAAGGACACAGGCCGGCACAAACUGCACCCUCCAAAUAUGGCAACAAUGAAUAUUUUCACAACAGAAAAGAUCUUCUUUUUGCCCAAAUCCCAAUCUCAUCUCCCUCUAUAAUUCUUGCCCUUCCUCAUCUCCAUUCUUCAUUCCUUAUUCGCUCUCCAGUCCAUAAGCGCAAUCCUCUCUCUCUCUCUCUCGGAUCGCGAGCCUGUUUUUUUUUUUAAUUUCUACUUCAUAAACUCGUUGGUUUUUUCUCUACGAUUCUCAAUUUCAAGUACCAGCACCUUUCGAUCAUGGGUUUUCGAUCUUUCUUCUCCCGGAAGAAGAAAUCCAACUCGUCCGCCAACAACACGCCGGUCGGAUCGGGAUCCGAGUCCGCGAGUUUGAGAUCCCAUAUUGAAGAGCUCGAGCUGGUGUUCAAGAAAUUCGACGUGAACGGAGACGGGAAAAUCUCGUCGUCGGAGUUGGGAUCGAUUAUGGGGAGUUUGGGGCAGCCGUCGUCGGAGGAAGAGGUUCACAAGAUGAUCGUCGAGUUCGAUGCGGACGGCGAUGGGUGCAUUGAUCUGGACGAGUUCAUCGAAUUGAACACGAAGGGGGUCGAUUUCGACGAAGCCCUAGAAAAUCUGAAGGACGCGUUCUCGGUGUACGACAUCGACGGCAACGGAUCGAUUUCGGCGGAGGAGUUGCAGGAGGUCAUGCGGAGUCUCGGCGACGACUGCUCGAUCGCCGAGUGCCGGAAGAUGAUCAGCGGCGCCGAUUGCGACGGAGACGGCACGAUCAGCUUCGAAGAGUUCAAGAUCAUGAUGAUGACGGGGUCGCGCUUCGAUACGUUGGAGUCCGAGAGACGCGCUGUGAAUGUGGAAUGAUGUUUGGUUCUUUCUUCGCCUUUAUUUUCCGCAUUUUAAAUUUCCCCAUUAGUCCCCUAAAGACAGACUUUUCCAUUUGUUUUUCUUCAGUCUUCUUGAUUUCUUCUCUCUUCCUCUGAAGCGUCUGUUAAGAUUGGUUACUGGUAUUAACUGUUCAUGAAAGAUUCUGUAUAUUUUCAGGUUCUGCGCGUGGUUUCCAAUGAAAUUGAAUCCUGUUAUUCUAA